GAGAAGCUGAACAGUUAAAGAGCAAUAUUACACACACACACACACACACACACACAAGGCAAUUAUAAUGCUGUGAAACAUUACAGCUGCCUUUCUUAGUGUCUCGAUAAAAUGUUCCCCUGUGACUUUGCGUGGGGAGCGGGAACUGCUGCGUAUCAAAUAGAAGGUGGCUGGCAGGCAGAUAGCAAGGGACCAAGUAUCUGGGACACUUUUUGUCACAAGAAAGGCAAAGUGUUUGGGGAUCAGACUGGAGAUGUGGCCUGUAACAGCUACGAGCUGUGGGAGAAAGACCUGGAGUGUAUCCAGCAGCUUGGACUGACACACUACCGGCUUUCUCUGGCGUGGGCCCGCCUCCUACCUGAUGGGAGCACAGGACAUGUCAAUCAAAAAGGUGUACAGUACUACAACAAGGUGAUUGACGAUUUGCUGGCCUGUAAUGUAUCACCUAUGCUCACACUAUACCACUUUGACCUACCUCAAGCUCUCCAAGACCAAGGGGGCUGGAAAUCACCAAGUAUAGCAACCGUCUUUGAUAGCUAUGCUCAGUUUUGUUUCCAAACAUUUGGGGACCGGGUCAAACUUUGGAUCACUAUAAACGAACCAUAUGUGUGCGCCAAACUGGGUCACGAAGAUGGCAUCCAUGCCCCAGGGUUAAAAGAACCAGGAAUUGCUGCUUAUGUGGUUGGCCAUAACAUGCUGCGUGCCCAUGCCAUGGCCUGGCAUAGCUACAACUCCUUAUACAGGCCUAAGCAGAAAGGUGCUGUGUCUUUGGCUAUCAACAGUGACUGGCUUGAUCCACUACACCCAGACUGUGCCGAGGAUAUCGCUGCUGCUGAACGUUACUUUGCGUUUACACUCGGAUGGUUUGCCUGGCCGGUAUUUGUCACUGGAGAUUAUCCAGAAAUAAUGAGAUCUGCCAUUGAUGCUCAAAGUAAGAAGCUGGGAUACAGUGGCGACUCAAGACUGCCCAGUUUCUCAAAGGAUGAACCUGCAGUUUUAGGGACGGCAGACUUCUUCGCCUUGAACUAUUACACAUCUCGUAAAGUCAAGGCGAGAGAGGCUUGUGAGCAGGUGCUGUGCAUGAAGAGCGAUCGAGAUGCAGAAGAAGUCUUGGAUCCAUCUUGGCCUAUUUGUGGAGUGUCCUGGCUGGCUGUAGUGCCCCAUGGCUUAAAGAAACUUCUCAAGUACAUCAAGGACACUUUCAACAACCCAGCAGUCUACAUUACAGAGAAUGGCUUCUCUCAGGUGGGGCCGCUGCAAAUUGAGGAUGAUCAGCGCUCUGAGUUCUACAAGGACACCAUCUUUGAAGUGGCUAAAGCUAUUGGAGAGGAUGGUGUCAAUAUCCGUGGAUACUUCGCAUGGUCACUGCUGGACAACUUUGAAUGGUCUGAUGGAUUCAGCGUUCGUUUUGGAUUGUUCCAUGUGGACUUCUCUGAUGCAAAGCUGACUCGAGCUAUGUACCACUCUGGACGGGAGUAUGCAAAGAUCAUCUCAAAAUACAAAUCUAAUCAAUCCGGAUGAGACAACACAGGCAUCAGUGUGCAUGGAUUUCUUAAUUAUGUAUAACUGUUCAAGAAAAAAGAAAAUAUACUAUAUACUAU
Molecule: messenger RNA, 1601 nt
Organism: Scomber japonicus (chub mackerel)
Lineage: Eukaryota; Metazoa; Chordata; Actinopteri; Scombriformes; Scombridae
Gene: gba3
Product: glucosidase, beta, acid 3
Exons: 5
Coding region: 112-1521 (469 amino acids)
Biological process (GO): carbohydrate metabolic process
Molecular function (GO): hydrolase activity, hydrolyzing O-glycosyl compounds
Source: RefSeq, a predicted model, not a curated record